UGGGCCUCCUCCCCGUCCUUGGCCUUUUCCCGCUGUGCUACCAGGCCUCGCUUCCCCCAGCCCCUGUGCGGGGGCUCGGCCCAAGUGAGAGGUUCCGGAGCCCCGGCGCGGGCGGGGUCCCCGGGUGUUGACGCCGCGGGCCGGCCCGCCCCAGCCUCCUCGGCACUGCCUCGGGGACUUCAGCUGCCACUUGGUGCGCAGGUUUGCCUCGGAGGGUCUGUGGCGACGCUGCGGGGAGGAGGAGCGCUGGGAGGGUCAAUCUGGCCAGUCCCCGGCCUCCGGCCGCGGAUGCCGCCCUCGCCCUUGGGAAUCCUUGGCCGCCCAGACUGAAGGGAAGUCGGCGCCGGAGAGCCCGCUCCGCAUUUUGAUUCAUCUCGGGCCCUUUCCACAGAUAAGAAUCCCAAGAAAAUCAAAUGGCAUCUGGGGAUUUCUGCUCACCUGGAGAAGGGAUGGAAAUACUCCAACAGGUGUGCAGCAGACAGCUUCCUCCUUGUAACCUGAGUGAAGAGGACCUGUUACAGAACCCAUACUUCAGCAAGCUGCUGCUGAGUCUCUUACAGCAUGUGGACAAAAGUGGCUUAAGCCUCACCCUGGCAAAGGAGCAGGCUCAGGCAUGGAAGGAAGUUCGACUGCAUAAGACAGUAUGGUUGAGGUCUGAGAUUUUACAGAGGGUCAUCCAAGAGCUGCUUGUGGACUAUUAUGUGAAGACCCAAGAUACAAAUUUAACUUCUGAGGAUAAAAAGUUUCAUGAGACCCUUGAACAGCGGCUACUUGUGACUGAACUGACACAGCUCUUAAGUCCCAGCCAGGAGAGAGAGAUGCCUCCACUGUCAGGGCUCCAGAAAGCAGAUCUACUGGAGCUCAUGCCACCCUCAGAGGAUUUUGUGUGGAUGAGAGCGCGGCUCCAGUUAGAAGUGGAGGAACAGCUCAAGAAGAAGUGUUUCACUCUGCUCUGCUACCAUGAUCCCAAUUCAGAUUCAGACAAUGAAACUAGGAAGGCAGCAAAGGUAUGGAAAUUGGCGGAGAUCCUGGCGUGUGAAAAGCAGCAAUGCCAAGACACCAAGAGCCAGCAGAAGGAGCAGAUGGUGCUCCUGGAGAAGCAGAGUGCCACCUACUCCCAGGUGCUUCUCCGAUGCCUUGCCUUGCUACAAAGACUUCUUCAGGAGCACCGGCUGAAGACUCAGUCUGAGCUAGACCGCAUCAAUGCCCAGUACCUGGAGAUCAAGUGCAGUGCCAUGAUCCUUAAGCUGAGGAUGGAGGAACUAAAGAUUUUGUCUGACACUUACACUGCUGAGAAAGUGGAAGUUCAUCGUCUCAUUAGGGACCGUUUGGAGGGGGCCAUUCGCCUGCAAGAACAGGACAUGGAGAAGUCCCGACAGGUCCUGAACACCUAUGAGGUCCUCGGGGAGGAGUUUGACAGGCUGGUAAAAGAGUACACCCAACUCAAGCAGGCAACUGAGAACAAACGCUGGGCCCUCCAGGAGUUCAGCAAGGCCUACCGCUAAGCGCUGACGGACUAGGAAGCAUGCCUUCCUCGUAGCCAGUGCCUCCUUCCCUUCCUGAUAAAAGGACCACCAGGGGCUAUACCAUCAUACUAGGGAGUAUGGGGACACUUGGCUUGAAACACUGCAGUCAUUUGCGUACUCUCCUGGUUUCCUUGUUUACAAUGACUGAGCCUCUUCCGGGAAAUGUAGCGGAUUUAUAUAAUUUUAAGCACAGCUGUUUGUGAGCAUCAGCUGUGUAUAGUAUUUGAUUAUCUCCUGAAUAAAGUUAUAUUAUGUCUCAGGA
Molecule: messenger RNA, 1788 nt
Organism: Choloepus didactylus (southern two-toed sloth)
Lineage: Eukaryota; Metazoa; Chordata; Mammalia; Pilosa; Megalonychidae
Gene: HAUS4
Product: HAUS augmin like complex subunit 4
Exons: 10
Coding region: 414-1505 (363 amino acids)
Biological process (GO): centrosome cycle; spindle assembly
Cellular component (GO): HAUS complex
Molecular function (GO): microtubule minus-end binding
Source: RefSeq, a predicted model, not a curated record